Molecule: messenger RNA, 2555 nt
Organism: Toxotes jaculatrix (banded archerfish)
Lineage: Eukaryota; Metazoa; Chordata; Actinopteri; Toxotidae
Gene: rab13
Product: RAB13, member RAS oncogene family
Exons: 8
Coding region: 436-1038 (200 amino acids)
Biological process (GO): regulation of exocytosis; protein secretion; cellular response to insulin stimulus
Cellular component (GO): synaptic vesicle; endosome; plasma membrane
Molecular function (GO): GTPase activity; GTP binding
Source: RefSeq, a predicted model, not a curated record
UGGGCCGACAGCAAGUUUUUUUUUUUUUUUCUUUGGAAGUUGAAAAAACACGUAGCCACCCCGGUAUGUUUGUAAAUGGAGUGAUACUGACUGUGAGAUGAAUCCCGUAUAGAUUUGGUGAUGAAGACUAAUCUGCAGUAGAUAGUUCAACUUUGGAUGGAGUGUAUUUCUUUAUCCAGCGCAGUCCAAACAGAGCACAGAAGCACUGAGGGGGAUCGGAAUUUACCGGUGACAAGUCUGGGAGGAAAAAAAAACGGAAAAGAGGAUCCAGUCGUUUCAUGGAGCAACAUUUUUAAAAAAGCCAGUUUGCUUUUGAUCACAAGAAAGGAAAUCAAUAUUUAAAGCCUAAAGUCGAUGAAAAGCGUUUUCUUUAAAGGGACAACCCAGACGUAUCCCCUUUGAGUUCAGCCUCAACUUUGAAGAACAGCUCCGACCAUGGCGAAAAAGUAUGAUUUCCUUUUCAAAUUGUUACUCAUCGGGGACAGCGGAGUGGGAAAAACAUGUCUGAUCAUUCGUUUUGCUGAGGACAAUUUCAACUCCACAUACAUUUCAACCAUCGGCAUUGACUUUAAAGUAAAAACCAUUGAAGUGGAUGGAAAGAAAGUGAAACUACAAGUCUGGGACACAGCAGGGCAGGAGAGGUUCAAGACCAUUACGACAGCCUACUACAGAGGAGCCAUGGGCAUCAUCCUGGUGUACGACAUCACAGACGAGAAGUCCUUCGAAAACAUUCAGAACUGGAUGAAGAGCAUCAAAGAAAAUGCAUCAGCUGGGGUCAGUCGGAUGUUGCUAGGUAAUAAGUGCGACAUUGAGGCAAAGCGGAAAGUUUCCAAGGAGACGGGAGAAAAGUUGGCCAAAGAUCAUGGCAUCAGAUUCUUUGAAACCAGUGCAAAGUCCAGCAUUAAUGUUGAGGAGUCUUUUCUGGCUUUGGCACGCGACAUACUACAGAAAUCCAGCAAGAAACCAGGCCCCACUGGUCGAGAAGUAAAAAUCACCAGCAGUACCGAGAAAAAAUCCUCCAAGUGUACUCUUCUCUAGAUUUGACACCAGCUAAAACACAAAAGAAGGUGCCAUACAAAGUUAAGGACACAUCAGUAUUACUGGAGGAAUACAGUACAACACGUUUUCUGUCUCCAUCUGGUGGGCUUAAAUGUCAAAUACAUACAGGUGCAAAAAGUCUUUUUAUAUCUAAUCAAUCUAUACUCCCUUUACAAGUGCCUGCAUUUCACAUUGAACAUAAUUCCUGCGACAUCUACUGUGAUAGAGUUAAUGUCAUGAAGAGCUGGUGAAAAGGAGUAUUGUAUGACCUUAAACAGAGCCCUGAUGGAAAUUCAAAAAACAGUCCCCACCAUGUUUAGUACAGCUCUGCAUUUCAAUUUCAUUUUUCUGGACUGGGGUAGCUCUGAAAAAAAAAAAAAAAACACCAGCUUAAUGGAAACAUUACAGACAUUUCUUAGGUGUGAGCACAUGUAGUCACAGCGUUUAGGAGCUCAGAGUCAGACAAAGAGUUUGUUGUAAAAAUGUUUUGAUUCACAUAUGUGCAGUACACACAGUAGGCUUCUGGCUAGAGUCUGUUCUAUAGUCGAUAUCAGUUCUGUUCAUCUUAAAUUCAAGGGGCCAUGGGCAUGUCAGUGAUUCAGUUAGAUGUAAAUUAGCUGGAAAUGCUAAAAUGUCUGAACAGUAAGUCAUAAAAUGCCUUUGGUAAGCAAUACACUUCCUCUUUUGUCAGUUCACUGUUUCAAAUUUAAUGAUUUUUAUAAUAUCGCAACAGCACAGACAUGUGGAAAUCCCAUUCCUGCAGUGCCACACGAAAGACAAGGGAAACAUUUUCCUUCUCAGCAUUUGAGUGGCACAUAAAUGCAUUGCAGAGAUGUCAUAAACUGAACAUCAAGCUCAUGAGAUGUUUCAGUAGUUCACAGCAAUAUAAUCAGUUCCACAGAAUCCGCAUUACCAGAUGCCAUUCCAUAUUGAACACCCUGAGUCCAUAACAUGGACAUUUCCGGAUUUCGUCCUAUGAGAAACUGAUAACAUGCUCUUCACAUAGAUGAAUUAGACAAGUUGAUGUGUGAUGCUGUUUGUUCAAGCUGAAACAAGCGCAGGUGGUAAACAAGUUUUGUUUUAAUAGAAGAAUGGAUUGACAAUGUGGAAGAUAGGAACUGAGAUAAGUGCAAUAUGAGAGGAUGAGUGGAGAGAUAAAAGAAUGAUGGAUAAAGCAAGUGAAUGGGCAGGAUGUGAGAGCAGGGGAAGCAGCAGUCCUCAUUUUGAAUUGAUUUAGUGGGUCUUGCCUUUUAUCUGAAGUGCCUGGUAAAUGUCUAAACACUACCACACAUUCGCUACAUCACAAAUGAUAGUCUCUCUGUUCAGGUCAUUUUCAGAACAUUCAAAAUGACUGAGAUUACAGGUGCUCACCUGAUCCAUUUUUUUUCCUGCCCAGACAUAUGAUAUUUUCUGUAACAAGUUUUUUUUUCCACACUCUGUCAUCUGUGCCACAAGGCUUUGUAUGUAGUUCCCACACAUGCUGCUUACUGAAUAAAAAUGCAAAACUGUAAACAUGA